Messenger RNA from Trichophyton rubrum CBS 118892, 1593 nucleotides. RefSeq lists its product as uncharacterized. Bases 1 to 1593 code for a protein of 530 amino acids. The record is from RefSeq and is a predicted model, not a curated record. Gene Ontology annotation, cellular component: fungal-type vacuole membrane. The transcript is spliced from 4 exons. Lineage: Eukaryota; Fungi; Ascomycota; Eurotiomycetes; Onygenales; Arthrodermataceae.
AUGGUGGCAAAUGCCACAACCGAUUCAGUGAAUAUUGAGCCAAGAAAACCUAUAACCAUAUCUAUACAUGGCUUCGCCCCUAAGGUUCCGCGAAAGCUUAUUAGCAGCUGCCCUGGGACUACAGCAUCACCGCUUGAUUUAUUGAUAAGUAAAUAUAUUCGUGGGCUCGUUACCACAAUCUACGUUCGAGGAGGAUCGAUGGUCUCCCCAACUGUCCCUCAGUGGUUACAGGAGCUGCUGAAUAGUGUUACUGUUCCAUUUCCGUUUACCAGCCCAGGAUUUUCACGAUUAAUCAAACGCUUCUCGAUGAAGAACGUUCAUUUUUAUCUCCCUGAUCCAAUUUCAAGGCCGAAUACCCCAGAGUCUAUGCCCAAGGUUUCAGCUUUGGUGCAGGCUGUCGUUGGUUUACCAAGCCAUCUUAAUGUUCCUGUGAAUAUUUCACGAGUUCGUACUAAUGCUGAUGUGUUCUAUCAUGAUCACAAACUUGGCAUUAUCAACAUCAAGCAGUGGCAGAAUGCAAGAGUUCAGCGAGCUGUGGAUGACGCGGAUGGAAACCCAAUAAUGGUAGUAGAAUUCGACAUUCAAAAGGCACCCCUGCAGGUUACAGAUGAGGAUCUCUUAUCCGAAGUCUUACAAAAAAUGCUCUUCGAACGCCAAGGUAUCCCCCUUCGAGUUGAUGCCCAUGUCGACGCAGAGCUGCAGUCAGCCCUUGGCGAGUUUAUCGUCCGAGACAUUCCUUCUGGUGGGAAUAUUAUUGUUCAACCACCAUACGGCUCCGGCUUUACUCUCAAUGAUAUAAAUCCUCAUAUGCAGUCUAUCAAAAUUAUUGAAACCACGAAGAACAGUGUACUCUCUCGGAUUACUGUGAAUUUCACCAAUCCAACCAAUUAUACUGCCCAUAUGCCCUACUUUGACAUUAAGUUGGUUCACAAUUCAAGUGAUGUUGCGCAUAUCAUCGGGCACAACCUACAUAUACACCCAGGGCAGAAUACAAAAGUCGAGAUUGAUGCGCUGUGGAACCCCUUGGAAUCCGGUGGUGAGGAGGGUGCCACAGCAGGACGGGACCUCGUGUCAAAAUGUGUCUCGGGGAAAAACACAACCGUUGCCCUCAAGACCUAUACAAACACUAUCCCAUCACUUCCUCGACUUGGCGCAGCGUUGUCCAGGUUUGAGAUCGAAGCUCCUCUCCCUAGGCUACGCCUUCCUGGUCAGGGUGAUGGAAAUAGCGGACCACUGAUCAAAGAUGCAACGUUACAUCUUUUGACAUCUACUGCCGACUUUACGAUUAUGUCGCCGCUGUCAUCGAAGACUCUUUAUGUCACACACAUCAACGCUACAUCGCUUUUUAACCACACCUCUCCUGUCGGUACAAUUCAAUAUGAUACACCUUUCGCAGUACCGCCAGGGUCAUCUCUUUCGCCGAGACUUCCUGUCCACCCUGACCUGACCGGAGCAGGGUACCAAGCAUUAAGGGAUGCCCUGGGUGGAUCCCUACAACUUGAUUUAUUGGCUGAUAUCGGAGUAAGACUGGGAGAGUUUAGGCAAACUGUCGAUUACACGGGUCGGGGAAUAGGUAUAAAUGUGGGUUGGUAA